ACCAACCAAAAAAACCAACCUACAAAAUGUUCAAAGUUCUGUUCGUGCUCGUUGCCAUUGUUGCCGCCGCUCAGGUCUAUGCGCAUCCCGGCGUAGUAGCCGUGGCGCCCGUUGUCGCCGCGCAUCCCGCCGUGGUGCACAGCCCGAUCAUACACCAUGGCGCCCACUCGGUGCACUCGCAUGUGGUGCAUCAUCCGGCGCCCGUCAAGGUUCUGCAUCCCGUUGUCGCCAAGCCCGUGGUCGCCGUGCAUGCCGUGCAUGCCGUGAAGCCCAUUGUGCCCCUGGUGCCCGUGCAUCAUGCCGCACCCGCUGUCGUUGUGCAUCAUUAAGAUAACCUAAGCCCGAUUCCCAAUUCCCAAUGCCCGUCGCCCGACUCCCGUUCCCGUUCCCAGAUCCCGCCCAAAUCCGCGGCAAUAAAAGUUCAU
Drosophila montana is the source of this 425-nucleotide messenger RNA. RefSeq lists its product as uncharacterized. The coding region runs from base 27 to 329 and encodes 100 amino acids. NCBI's taxonomy places the organism in Eukaryota, Metazoa, Arthropoda, Insecta, Diptera, Drosophilidae. The transcript is spliced from 3 exons. The record is from RefSeq and is a predicted model, not a curated record.